UGACAUCCUCCAGCUUCCCCCCUUGGUGCUCCUUCUCCUCCAUCGAUCGUCAGUGCCUCUCUUAACAGAAAUAUUUCGUUAUCAUAGCAUUUCUGGCUUCAAAUAUCUAAUUUGAGCCAAAGAAAUCUCUGUUAUCCAGCAGGUUAGACCGCCGGGUAGAUGCUGCUCGAGUGUAUGAUGAACGGACACGCUAUCCUGUAUACUGGGGUCACUUUGGCCUUCUGGAGCACCAUAUUAAUCGUUGGUAUCUGCUAUACUAUAUUUGACCUUGGAUUCCGCUUUGAUGUGGCAUGGUUCCUGACAGAGACUUCUCCUUUCAUGUGGGCUUGUCUGGGCAUUGGCCUGGCCAUCUCUCUGUCUGUGGUGGGAGCUGCCUGGGGUAUCUACAUCACUGGCUCCAGCAUCAUUGGUGGUGGUGUUAAGGCUCCACGAAUCAAAACCAAGAAUUUGGUCAGCAUCAUCUUCUGUGAAGCUGUAGCAAUUUAUGGGAUCAUCAUGGCCAUUGUAAUCAGCAACAUGGCUGAGAAAUUCACUGGAACAACCCCUGAGACCAUCGGAGCAAGGAACUACCAAGCUGGUUACUCCAUGUUUGGAGCCGGUCUGACUGUGGGCUUUUCCAACCUCUUCUGUGGCAUCUGCGUCGGCAUCGUGGGCAGCGGAGCAGCUUUGGCAGACGCUCAGAACGCCAGCCUCUUUGUGAAGAUCCUCAUCGUUGAGAUCUUCGGCAGUGCAAUCGGCCUGUUUGGUGUCAUCGUAGCCAUUCUGCAGACGUCAAAAGUAAAGAUGGGUGACUAGAGGAUGCAUCCACGUUCAGAGAAGACAGAAACACACUGCUGGAAAAAUAAGAUGGAUUAUUGUGUAAAUACAUCGUAAAUUAUUUAAAUGUCUCUAUUUGCCUGGGAUUGUUUUUAACCAUUAUUCAUGCAAGAGUGGUUCACUCCCACCCUGCUGUCUUCUCGUGGAGGAAAUAUUAAUGUAGAAUAAGAAAACUGGGAAAAAAAUCACCAGAUGCCAGUGUUUUACAGCGCAUUGAGUCUCCAACAGAUCAGCUCGAUGUUAUGAAGCAAUAGUUUUGAGGAUGAAGUUGUGCUCAGAUACAGUGAGACUUUUUUCCCUACUCUGGCAUGAAUGAUGAGUCAAAAACUUCACUAGACUAUAUGAAAAUAUUUGUGAGUGUGUGUGUGUAUGCUUGAUACGUGAUCUUUUUUCUUUUUGUGUGAAGCAUGAGGGUGUUUACCAUUGUGUUAGCCUGGUCUGUCACCUUUUUUGGUAACUUUUGUUUGCUUAUAAAGAAACGGUCCUUUUGCUCACAGGUGCCCAAACACAGUAUUCAUUGGACCUCUUGAUGUAGAAUAGAGACGUUUUAGAAAAACGAGUUUUGAAGAAGAUCUGGAAUAGUUAUUAAGGUUACUGGACAGUUGAGUGAGCUAUUUGGGAGAAAAUAAAGACAUAUCACAGCAGCAGUUCUGCUCUGAAAAUGUCAUCCCGUCUCUCAUUUCUUUUCCUAAGAAAUGCUAAUUUAGACACAAACAUUUGAGCCUCUUGGCAGCCAGUAUGCCCUCUUGUGUCUUUGUUGGUGUGGUUUUCUCCUGUGGUUUUCAAAGUUAUAAUUCAAAACUUAGUUACUUUUCAGAAAAAAUUCUGUCCUCUCUCCUGUGAGGAAUUUUAGCUGGUUAUAAAACAGACUGAAAUUAAUUUUGGUGCCUCUUUAUGACCAAUUUAAUCAAAGAAAACCAUCAGAAACAUGAUUGAUAAUUUGAAGGGGUUAUGUUUGAGUGUUGGGGCUCAGCGGGAGAGUAUUUUCUAAUCAUAAAACACUGCUUAUACAUGUACAGGACAAGAUCAGCAAAGAGGUACACUUUUGACCACAGGGGGCGCCAAAGUCUACCCAAAGCAAAAACUCCUUACUAGCAUUACCCAUAUAAACUGUGGCAGUAUAAGGAAUAAACUACUGAUUUAACUUUGAUACACAUUUUUUAGAUACCAGCAAAAAUGACCCUCUUCAGAUCUUCACAUUUCUUUAUUUUCAUAUCAAAAUCUAAUUUUUUUGAAUGUAUAUCUUUACACAUUAGCUGUGUAACAUUCCUAAAGAGAAGCUUUGUGUGCUCAUGUUUAUAAAUGUGUGGAGUGAAUAACCUGCAACACUCUCUUCAAUGCUCUCUCUCUUUAAAUUCAUCGUUUUGUCAGUAAGACUUGUAAAUCUGGGCGUCUUGGGACACCCAGGUUGAAAUGCUUGUAUUUGUCACCACUUUCUGUUUGCUGCAUCAUUCCACAUGUUUAGGAUGACAGACCACGGCUGAUUGUGAGUUGUCUCAAGUCUUUCUUGUAAUUUUUCCUCUGACCCUCUUGUAAAGUCGUGAAUGAGUGUAAACAUUGACACUGGGGAAGCUAGGUUGUCUUAAAUAGAUCCAGACUUGGCCUCCCAAAGGUGUCUGAGCAGCGUCUUUGCUCUUAUGGAUGAUGGAUUUCCUCUUAAGAUGUUUCUCCAAGGAUUCCUUUGGUCAACCAGGCUGUACACCAAACCUCGAGCUUUCAGUGACUGUAGUUGGUUCUGUGUGCAUUAUGUUGAUGUGAUGGUGAUCAGAAAGUAUCUCAUUGUUUUUGACAUUGUGUAUGAUAAUUACAAGAACAGAUCCUCACUCCUGGAUUCAUUAAUGUCAAUGAGAAUAAAACUGUCCAAUCAAGA
Messenger RNA from Cheilinus undulatus (humphead wrasse), 2686 nucleotides. RefSeq names its product ATPase H+ transporting V0 subunit b (gene atp6v0b). Gene Ontology annotation, cellular component: proton-transporting V-type ATPase, V0 domain. The record is from RefSeq and is a predicted model, not a curated record. Gene Ontology annotation, biological process: proton transmembrane transport. NCBI's taxonomy places the organism in Eukaryota, Metazoa, Chordata, Actinopteri, Labriformes, Labridae. The coding region runs from base 160 to 795 and encodes 211 amino acids. The transcript has 8 exons. Gene Ontology annotation, molecular function: proton-transporting ATPase activity, rotational mechanism.